Molecule: messenger RNA, 2151 nt
Organism: Fusarium oxysporum Fo47
Lineage: Eukaryota; Fungi; Ascomycota; Sordariomycetes; Hypocreales; Nectriaceae
Product: fungal specific transcription factor domain-containing protein
Exons: 5
Coding region: 1-2058 (685 amino acids)
Biological process (GO): DNA-templated transcription
Cellular component (GO): nucleus
Molecular function (GO): DNA binding; zinc ion binding
Source: RefSeq, a predicted model, not a curated record
AUGAUUGGAGCAGACCCUGAUAUGCUCCAGGCAAGGUUGAGAAGCGGAACCGACCGCCAAAGUCCUGCGAGCCGUGUCGGACACGAAAGUGAGUCUCAGCGCUGGAGUCUACCUUGCGACUCAUGCAUCAAAAGGAACAAGCAAACGCUCUGCCACUAUGCUUCUAACGCUGACAGACACGAUAAGCGCGGCGAGAAGAAUGAAUCUGUUGCUGAUCGGCUCAAGAACCUAGAGAGUCUGAUUGCUACGGUGGCUCAGAAGAGCCAGAAGAAAGAUUCGCUGUCUGCGCUUUCUCUCAAUGAGAACUCACUUCAAAAGGAAUAUCAAACACCGAGUCCAAGAAAUGCUCAGCCUUCUCAAAACUUCAUAUCAGAGGCUGUCGCUCACAGUGACGAUAACAUCGCCAGCGGCCUCGUGGGCCAAGUCGACUCGAGCCACUGGUCCUCUAUCCUCGAGAACAUCAGAGCCAUUCGUGAUGAGUUACCUGCCGCUAGCCCGCAGACCUCGACUCUCAGUUCAGUUACGCUGAAUAAUGAGGCGUCUACGAGUGAGGCAGACUUUGACAUGGGAUCUCCUGAUGGCCUGUCAAUUGAGUAUAUCUUAUCAGCCUUGCCGCCACGACAGUAUGAAUCGUUCUGGGACUCGCCAUCAGAAACUUCCCCAGUGUGGAUCGCACUACUCCUAGCUCUUCUCAGUCUAUCAGCAGGCGUCUACGAAAUCUCAGGCAUGGCACGCUCCUCUCAAUUCCCGAUUCCCUCCAGCAAAGCUCUUUCCAAGAAAACCCAAGAAUGUCUCCUCUUGAGCAACUACACUGCCGCCACUGAACACGCCGUCGAAGCUUUUCUCCUACUUCUCGUCGGAUGCUGGCUUCGCGCCAAGGUUUCAGACACCAAUCUCUGGUUCCUCAUGGGUAAGGUAGUGCAACUUGCCAUCUGCAAGGGUUACCAUCGAGAUUCGACAAAGGUACCAGGCUCCAGGAUUUCUCCGUUCGACGGGGAGAUGAGGAGACGAGUCUGGGUCUGUUUGUACCAGCUUGAUUCUCUAAUGUCGUUCCAGAUGGGUCUGCCAAGCAUGAUACCAUCGGACUUCUGUGAUACAGAGUUGCCGAGGAACCUGAACCAAUCGGACUUUUAUCCUGGUAUCGCGGAACUGCCUCCGUCUAGACCUCUUUCUGAGAACACGACUAUCUCCUAUGCCAUCGUAAAAGCUUCUGUAAUGGCAAUGUUCAAGAAAGUGGUCAGACAUACACGGUCACUUACGCCACCGUCGUACGAAGAGACAGUUGCACUGGACGCUGAAGUCCGGGCAGCCUACGACAAAAUACCCGAUAGCUUCAAGUACAAACCACUCACUAGCUUCAUCGUUGACGAAGUCAGUAUCAUAAUGAGCAGAACUACCAUAGAGCUGCUGCACCUCAAGAGCAUCAUCGUUCUUCAUCGUCAAUACUUGACAGAUCGACAAGACGGUCGCUUUGCGUUCUCCAGAAAGGCCUCUCUUGAUGCAGCGGAAAGGCUACUUGAGAGACAGGCUGAGAUACACCAGAUUACUCUACCAGGUGGCUUGUUGCAUGAUAAGAAGUGGAUGAUCACGUCCUUGACACUGAGUGACUUUACUCUGGCUGCUAUGGUUAUCUGCUUGGAUCUAACCAUAAGUAUACGAAAUGGUACGAGAAUGAGUGCCUAUCCCGAGGAUGUCGAGUUACGCAAAUAUCUGGCGAUUGUCGAAAGGGCCCAUGAAAUAUGGUCCAGUUCGUCAGAAACGUCUGAGGGACGAAUAGUUUCUCAUGCCCUAGACUCAACUAUACAGCGAGUCAACGAGUUUAUCAACACGUCAUCAACCGCAAUGGCUGCUCAGAGCUGGCCGACUUCUGCGACGACAAACACAGAAACACCAGACUAUCUGACGCACAAUUUCGCGGAUCAGAUGGCAGACUUCGACAUGAUUGACAGCAUCGACUGGAGCCUUCUCGAUAAUCAGAUCCAAGAUCCUAGCAGCAUCCAAGACUUCGAUCUAGACAUGUGGCUUAUGGACACGGCUGGGCCUCUGGAAUCUCUGUGAUGAUUGGUGUCAGAUGGUUCCUCCGAGAAGUGGCGUUGCUGAAGGAUUAGUGACUGAGAUUCGAGGCACGCGUAAGGAUAUUGUGGCUUGCGG